Molecule: messenger RNA, 924 nt
Organism: Symbiodinium pilosum
Lineage: Eukaryota; Dinophyceae; Suessiales; Symbiodiniaceae
Source: the annotation of a GenBank genome assembly
AUGUCGGCUGAAUGCCAAGUUACAGGCGACGGCGUCCUGGUGCACAUGCCAGCCUCCCUGUGCGAAGCGCUUCUGGAAGCUUUCCCAACGAGGGCAGCAGAAACUUCGGCUGACUUGGCUGCCAUAGUCCGCGACCUGCUCACUCAAAACCAAUCUGCAUCCAGCCCACCCUGCCCUUUGGCCACUGCCAAGUGCCGACACAACAGCACCAGCAGUGCAACUCCAGAGCUGCAUGGCGGACCUGAGGGUGCCUACCAGAGAGAUGUCUCGACGGGGCGCUGGAGAUCGCUUUCACAGGACCGCCCACGGCGCGUGCCCCGCAUGCCCAUCACAAAGUCGAGUGGGCUAACUGUGAACAGCUUGAAAGCAGAUGAUGCUUCCAAGCCUGCAGAACCUGUGACUGAAGCCGAGAAUUCCGAGCUUGCCGCAGCGGAAGCGGCCUUGAACACAGCGAAGGGAGAGACCUUGAAGCUUUGGAAUGCUGCCAAAUCGGUAUUGGCGGAUCCAGUCUUCCAAGAUUUGAAGAAGCAGGGUGACAUGCAGCGCAAGUUGGCAGAAGUGGAGUUCGAGGAGUCCAUGCAAGCAGCAUCGUGGAAGUUGCUACGUGGCUCCGUGGACAAGAAGGCACUUGGAGAAAUAACUCGCCUGGCAGCAGGCUGCGAGGGUGGCCGAGCUUUGUCUGUGGGUGUGGCCCGCCACAUCUUUGAGAAUUCUUCUUGCUGCGGACGCAGCAGCAGCAGAGAUGGCAAGCCAAGAGCCAGGAGGCCUUCAGCCCUACCUCCGCGCCCAAGAGCUGAGAAUGAGAAGGUGGAGAAGGGCAAGGAAAAAAGAAUGGAGAAGAACGUACGGCCGGAAUCUCCUUCUGUCCGCAAUCGAAUCGGUGCUUGGGAGAUCUCUCAAGCUGCGCCUUUCGGCGGGGCAUAG